Molecule: messenger RNA, 10618 nt
Organism: Mastomys coucha (southern multimammate mouse)
Lineage: Eukaryota; Metazoa; Chordata; Mammalia; Rodentia; Muridae
Gene: Setbp1
Product: SET binding protein 1
Exons: 6
Coding region: 1188-5936 (1582 amino acids)
Molecular function (GO): DNA binding
Source: RefSeq, a predicted model, not a curated record
AGAGAGAGGUCGUCGGCCGCUUGGCGGCUGCGACUCCCUGGGCUCCGGCGGGGGAGCGGCCCGGGCUCGCGGGGCGAGCAGUGUGGGCUCCCGCGCCCCCUCCGAGGGAGAUCGCGGGGUGGCAGUCCCCGUCGGCUCCGCCGCGCGGCCGCUUCAAUCCUCCCCCUCCCCCGCGCACGCCCUCCCCCUUCCUUUCAGUAGGACUCCGGGACUCGGGAGAGGGCGCGGGAGGCAGGCACACGGGCCCGACCCCACUCCAGCGCUCGCCGGGGACGCGGGCGGGCGGCAAGGGGACGCGGAGGGGGCGCGGGGCGGGCGCGGCCCUAGAGCGGCGGCGGCGGCGGCGGCGGCGGCGGAGGCAGUAGCGACCGCGGGCGGACCAGCGGCGGCAGGGCCGGCGGGCGCCGGGGACCGAACUGCACAGCUCAGCAAAAGCGCCCCAGCCCUCGGCGCGCCGCCUCCUGCGAGCCCAGCCGGGCAACAUUUUGUAACCCUCCAAUCCAUCCUUUGGAGCAAAGGGGAGAAAAAUAGCAUUGAACGGAGAGAUGGGGAAACCGAAAUAAUAUAUAUCUGUACAUAUGCAUAUUUAUGUAUAUGUACAUAUAUGUAUAUUAUAUUUGGUUCCUGCUAAAAUUAGCCGGGCUCGCCGCGCGCCUGUGUGCGAGUGUGUGCGAGUGUGUGUGCGUGCGGGCGUGUGUGUGAAUGUGAUUACUCCAGGACUCCUCGGGCUCCGGAGACGCCAUUUUCCCCCUUGAUAUCUCUCUCCGUAAAUCGGUGGCGCGGCGGAGGCGGCCGCGGCGGGCGGGAAGCGCGGGGCUGGCCGGGGCGCUCGCCGCCGCCUGCGCGCCCGGGGGCCCCGGCGCCCCCCGAGCGAGGGCGGCCCGCCCCGCGCGUCGCCGUUUGACAGAUGCUCGUCGCUAUGGAGUUGCCGCAGCAGCACCUUUGGGGGCUCGGACGAGCGACCGGAGGCGGAAUCUAAGCGAGCGCCCGGGCCAGCGGAGUCGGAGCCGCCGGGACAUGGAUCUGAUCCCUUCUGAGGACUUCAUCACAUCUCCGGUCUUGGGACCUUGAAUCCAACAGCUGGACUACUUUGUUCUUGGAAUUUUGGGUGUCUUCUUUUUUUAUCUUUUCUGCUCCCCUUCAUCCCUUUCCCCAUCCUGAGAACUCCUGAAGACUGUAGGAUUAUCAUGGAGUCCAGGGAAAUGUUAAGUAGCUCCCGUCAAAGAGGGAGCGAGUCGGAAUUCCUUCCAGGCUCUUCAUCCAGGUCCCCGGCAGCUCCUGGUUGUUCAGGAGAGCCCAUGAAAGGCAUCUCUGUGGGUGGAGAACGCAUGGAGCCAGAGGAAGAGGAUGAAUUGGGCUCUGGACGAGAUGUGGAUUGCAAUUCUAAUGCAGACAGUGAGAAGUGGGUGGCUGGAGACUGCCUGGAGGAGCAGGAGUUCUCCAUCAAGGAGGCCAACUUCACGGAGGGGAGUUUAAAGUUGAAGAUUCAGACCACAAAGCGGGCUAAGAAACCCCCCAAAAACCUGGAGAACUAUAUCUGCCCACCUGAGAUCAAGAUCACCAUAAAGCAGUCUGGGGACCAGAAGGUGUCCCGUACUGGGAAAAAUAGCAAAGCUACAAAGGAAGAAGAGAGAAACCACUCCAAAAAGAAGCUCCUCACAGCCAGUGACCCUGCAGCCAGCGACCUCAAAGCAUUUCAGACACAGGCAUACGAGAGGCCCCAGAGACACUCAGCGCUUCAGUACGACCCAGGUCACUCCCAGGCCUUCACCAGUGACACCUUAAAACCAAAGCACCAGCAGAAAAGCAGCAGCCAGAGCCACACGGACUGGUCCUCCAACUCCGACAGUGGACCAGCUACUCAGAACUGCUUCAUCAGUCCAGAGUCUGGCAGAGACACUGCAAGCACCAGCAAGACCCCAGCUCUUGAACCCGUGGCUUCCUUUGCAAAGGCCCAGAGUAAAAAGGGCAGUACAGGGGGUACCUGGAGUCAGUUGUCCAGCAGCAGCAAAGACCUGCUCUUGGGAAGUGUGGCACCAUCCCCCAGCAGCCACAGUUCCCCAGGAACCCCUAGCAACUCAACGGAGUGCAAUGGACUCCAGCCAUUGGGAGAGCAAGAUGGCGGAAGUGCGAAGGAACUCCCAGAACCACCCACUGUCAGCAGCAAGAAGAAGUCCAGUAAAAAAGAUAUGAUAAGCCAAACCGUUCCAAACUCAGAUCUGGAUUGGGUCAAGAGUGCCCAGAAAGCAUUUGAAACCACAGAAGGGAAAAGGGAAACCUACCCUGCAGACAAUGCUCGACAGGCAUCGCCAACCCGGCAGAGCAUCACUUCCGUCAGUAACCCUGAAAAUGAUUCCAGUCAUGUCCGGAUUACUAUCCCCAUAAAGACACCUUCUCUGGAUCCAACCAGCCAUAAGAGGAAAAAGAGGCAGUCUAUUAAAGCUGUGGUGGAAAAAAUCAUCCCUGAGAACGCACUGGCUUCAGGGAUUGCUAUGAGCAGUGAAGUUGUUAAUAGGAUACUUUCCAAUGCAGAGGGAAGUAAGAAAGACCCCCGAGUCCCAAAGUUGGGUAAGAUGAUAGAGAAUGAGUCCUCCUCAGUUGGCCUUGAAACAGGUGGGAACGCUGAGAAAAUUAUCCCUGGAGGUCUGUCCAAGCAGAGGAAACCACCCAUGGUCAUGACGUCAACGACACGCACAGAGCAGGCUCCAUCAGGAAAGUUGCCUGAGAUCCAGCACCCCAAGUUUGCUGCAAAAAGGAGGUGUAGCAAGGCAAAACCUCCGGCAAUGCUUCGAGAGGCAGUGUUAGCUACUGCGGAGAAACUGAUGGUAGAGCCACCGUCCGCUUACCCCAUUACGCCAUCCAGCCCUCUAUACACCAACACGGACAGUCUAACUGUGAUCACACCGGUCAAAAAGAAGCGAGGACGACCAAAGAAGCAACCUCUGCUCACCGUGGAGACGAUUCAUGAAGGAACUUCCACUAGCCCUGUCAGUCCAAUCAGCAGAGAGUUUCCUGGCACCAAGAAAAGAAAGAGGCGGCGCAAUCUGGCUAAGUUGGCCCAGUUAGUGCCCAGAGAGGACAAGCCCAUGAGUGAGAUGAAGUUUCACAAAAAGGUUGGAAAGCUUGGCGUGUUGGAUAAGAAGACCAUCAAAACGAUCAACAAGAUGAAGACACUCAAGAGAAAAAAUAUCUUAAAUCAGAUCUUGUCUUGUUCAAGCAGCGUGGCCCUAAAGGCCAAAGCUCCCCCAGAGACCAGUCCUGGGGCACCAUCUAUUGAAAGUAAAUUGGGAAAGCAGAUAAAUGUCAGCAAGAGAGGAACCAUCUACAUAGGCAAGAAGAGGGGCAGGAAGCCAAGAACAGAGCUGCCGCCCCCAUCGGAGGAACCCAAAACAGCCAUCAAGCACCCCAGGCCUGUCUCUAGCCAGCCGGAUGUUCCAGCCGUGCCUUCCAGCUUCCAGUCACCUGUGGCGUCUUCACCAGCAGCUAUGCACCCACUUUCAACACAGUUAGGUGGGUCCAACGGCAACCUGAGCCCCGCCAGCACUGAAACCAACUUUUCAGAAUUGAAAACUAUGCCGAACCUCCAGCCCGUCAGUGCUCUUCCAACCAAAACCCAGAAGGGAAUGCACAGUGGGACCUGGAAGCUGUCCCCACCCCGGCUGAUGGCCAACUCCCCUUCACACCUUUGUGAGAUCGGCUCACUGAAAGAGAUAACACUGUCCCCUGUGAGUGAGUCCCACAGUGAGGAGACCAUUCCCAGCGACAGUGGCAUCGGGACAGACAACAACAGCACCUCCGACCAAGCAGAGAAGAGUUCAGAAUCCCGGCGGAGAUACUCUUUCGACUUCUGUUCCCUUGACAACCCAGAGGCCAUUCCUUCUGACACCAGCACAAAGAACCGGCAUGGCCACCGGCAGAAGCAUCUCAUUGUGGACACUUUCCUGGCCCACGAAAGCCUCAAGAAGCCAAAGCACAAGAGGAAACGGAAGAGCCUGCAGAACUGUGAUGAUCUCCAGUUUCUGGCUGAGCUGGAGGAGCUCAUCAGCAAGUUUCAAGUGUUCAGGAUCUCCCACCGGGGCUACACUUUCUACCAUGAGAAUCCGUAUCCCAGCAUCUUUAGGAUCAACUUUGAUCACUAUUACCCGGUGCCAUAUAUCCAGUAUGACCCAUUGCUCUAUCUUCGUAGGACUUCAGACUUGAAGUCAAAGAAGAAGCGUGGUAGGCCUGCAAAAACCAAUGACACCAUGACAAAGGUGCCUUUUUUACAGGGGUUCAGCUACCCUAUUCCCAGUGGAAGUUACUAUGCACCCUAUGGAAUGCCUUACACAUCAAUGCCUAUGAUGAACCUUGGUUACUAUGGCCAGUAUCCAGCUCCUCUGUACCUGUCGCACACACUUGGAGCGGCAUCCCCCUUCAUGAGGCCAACAGUGCCACCACCCCAGUUCCACACAAGUUCCCAUAUGAAGAUGUCCGGGGCAACGAAACAUAAAGCCAAGCACGGAGUCCACUUGCAGGGAACCGUAGGCAUGGGCCUUGGUGAUAUACAGCCAUCCCUGAACCCUCCCAAGGUGGGCGGGGCCACUCUGUCCAGCAGUAGGCUCCACAAGAGGAAACACAAACAUAAGCGGAAGCACAAGGAAGACCGAAUCCUAGGGACCCACGAGAACCUGAGUGGGCUCUUUGCAGGCAAAGCCACAGGCUUCUCCAGCCACCUCCUGAGUGAGAGGCUCAGCGGUUCCGACAAAGAGCUCCCGCUGGUGAGCGAGAAGAGCAAACACAAGGAGAGACAGAAGCACCAGCACGGGGAGGCCAGCCACAAGGUUUCCAAGAACAACUUUGAGGUGGACACCCUGUCUACGCUGUCACUUUCUGAUGCCCAGCACUGGACACAGGCUAAGGACAAAGGUGACUUGAGCAGUGAGCCUGUGGAGUCGUGUGCUAAAAGGUACUCUGGCAGUGGGGGAGACAGCACGAGAUCGGAGGGUCUGGAUGUGUUCAGUGAAAUGAAUCCUUCCAGCGACAAGUGGGACGGUGACAUGGGUGGGAGUAAGAGAAGGAGCUUUGAAGGCUUUGGGACGUACAGGGAGAAGGACAUCCAAGCCUUCAAGAUGAAUCGAAAGGAGAGAGGUUCUUAUGAGUCCUCCAUGUCUCCAGGGAUGCCAAGUCCCCACUUAAAAGUGGACCAGACAGCAGCACACAGUAAGAGCGAGGGCUCCGUAUCCACCAUGAUGGCCAGGAAGAAGGCAACUGCAGUGGACAGUGUUGCAAUUCCCUCAGCGCCCGUGUUAUCUCUCCUUGCUGCAUCUGCAGCAACAUCAGAUGCAGCCAGCUCCUCCCUGAAGAAGAGAUUCAAGAGAAGGGAGAUCGAAGCCAUCCAAUGCGAAGUGCGGAAGAUGUGCCAUUAUACCAAGCUUCUGUCCACCAAGAAGAACCUGGACCACGUGAACAAGAUCCUGAAGGCCAAGCGGCUGCAGAGACAAUCAAAGACGGGCAACAACUUUGUCAAGAAGAGGCGAGGCCGGCCUCGGAAGCAGCCCUCACAGUUCGAUGAGGACUCCAGAGACCAAAUGCCUGUGCUGGAAAAGUGCAUCGACCUACCCAGCAAGAGAGGCCAGAAGCCCAGCCUGAGUCCCCUCGCGCUGGAACCGGCCACAGGCCAGGAUGCUGUGAUGGCUACCAUCGAGGCCGUCAUCCACAUGGCUCGGGAGGCACCGCCGCUGCCCCCGCCCCCGCCCCCACCACUGCCGCCGCCCCCGCCGCCCCCACCACCGCCCCCGCCGCUGCCCAAGACCGCUCGGGGCGGGAAGAGGAAACACAGACCGCAGCCCCCGGCACAGCCCCCGCAGCCCCCGCCGCAGCCCCUUCCCCAGGAAGAGGAGGUGAAGGCCAAAAGGCCACGGAAGUCCCGAGCCAGCGAGAGUGAUGUCCUUCCCUAGGGCGAGCCUGGGUGGCGGGUGGCGGGAUCUGGGCAGGGACUGAUGUGGGGGAGCACAGCAGCCAGGGUGGAGCUGAUGCUCAGCCACAGGGACACCCCGCCCGUCUCUGCAGCGGGUGGGCAGGAUGGGCAGAGGGCAGGGUGGAGUUAUAGGGAGCUCUUGGGAUAGUGGAAAGAGGGGACCCCCUCCAAAAGAAAAAAGAAAAAAAAAAGUAGCUGCCGCUGCUGUUCAAUGGCGGGAUCCUUGAGGGCUGCAGAAGAGGAGGAACUUAAAGCUGGUGCUCAAUGAUGGCCACCUGACCUUCCUCAUCCCAGGUGUGCCCUUGAUUCCGAUUUCAUUUGCUGGUCAGAAAAAAAAUAAAUAAAUAGGAAACACCAUUAGCAAACAUUCCAAGGGGGAGCAAAGCUGCAGAUUUACCAGCUGGCUUGUUGAAAAGCCACUUCCGCAUAAUGGUUUUUAUUUCUUUUGGCUUGCAAACUCCACUAGGCUUUGGGGCACCAACAUCAUCUUCAAGUGACCCGAGAGAUGAAUCUUUCCGUUAACACCACAGUUGCUCAGAUGGAAUUUUGUGAUCAGAAAGUGGAAUUGGACUGAUAGGCGACCUUAGAUCUGCUCCUGUUCCUGUCUCGUACACUGAUUUUGCAUUGUCUUUUCCUGCUUUUCCUUUGUGUUGUAUUUUCAUGUACUCCCGUUAACUUGCUGCCUUCAACUUUGUGGUACACAUCUAAACAAGGUGAACUUUACUCCCAUUGUAAAGUACACUCUUCGAAUCCUGUCUCAAGGAACCUGCUUUGAAUCCCAAUCAUUGUGAAACACACUCAGUACAAUUUAGAAGCUUUUUAAUAAGCGACUCAGAGCAGCCAAGGGAUAUGUCAACCCAAGUGUCAGCCAGGUUAUUUUUAUACUUAAAACAUAUCAGUGGCGAAUAGGCAGGAAAAAAAAUGGUUUUAAUACCCCCCCCAGCAAGUGGAAUAACUGAUAAGCCACCAAAAAUCAAAAUCCCAUACCCACAAGAAAGAAAACUGUCUAGCAAUGCCUUGGUACCUGAUUAUUUUCAUGCAAAGAGCUGUCGUAGGUUGUUAAGAAAAAGAAACAAAGACAGUAGAAGUCCAUUAUCUCUUAAUAAUUAUUCCUUAAAAUCGAAGGGGAGUAAGUGUUUUUAUCUAAAAUAAAUUUUAAAAAGAAGUAUUCAAAGGGUAUCACCACUCCAAUUGUAUCAAGCCACCUUGGACAAAGUAUCCAAAUUGUGGUUGCCUUAAUACACUAAAACAUUGCUGUACAUAAUGUAAUUAUAAAUCUAUCAGUCUGCAUGGAUGCAAACUGUGUGUGACAAAUCGUCUUUGAAAUGGUCAAUUUCAACUGUACAUUUUCUCAUCCAAGUUGUACUCUAGCCUCUGGUUUAGUGUGGACAGAUAUUCCGUCUAUCAUCCAUUCCACAGCCCAAGUUUUGGACUUAACCCACUGCCGUAGAUGUUGUUAAAAGUCAGAUGUGGAAAUUUCAAAUAAGUAUUCUCAAUUUCCUCCCUUAUUCCUCCCCUUCUUCAAGACAUCAAAUACCUAGCAUCAUAGCUUAUAUAAAGAGAGACACAUUUUCUAAGGGGAAUUGGGACAUCUGGUUUACCUCUGAAUUAAGAUUCUUUACAGAAAGUUGAGACCAGCUAAAAAACUGCAUUAUCACUUCAGAACACAGGAUCUCCUUCUCAGAGAGAGAUGGAUCUUUUGGGGGAACAUAAGUGAAUAAGUGAGUAGUAUCUACUGAAGGAAAUUUGAAAGUCCCAAGUUAAUAUGCUUAUAAAUACACCACUGAGUCAUGGCACCAACAGUUGCUUGGAAUUACAGAGCCAUCCUGUUCUGCAUGGUCGAAAUGGACUUCAAGUCAUUUGCAGCCUGCUCGGUCAGUCUCUUUUAAUUCUAGCAAUACAUACGUUUAAAGGACUGUGCUUAUUUCAAGCUUUUAUCCUACAUACUCAGGUUAUGACCUGGGUUGACCUAUGGCAUUUCACACAAUUUGAACAGCAAAAUCUAAACAGCCAUUUUCAAUCUGUCACUCCCAAGCCAUGUCACAGGAGUAGCUCCAAAGUCACAGGGAGGAAGGUAUAGAUUAUCCCCUCCCCCACCACUGCUAUGAAAGAGCAGCCAUUUCCAUUCCAAUUAAGCCAUAAAAAGGGUUCUCUUCCUGAUGGACUUUGAAAACCAUUUCUUUCUUUCCUCCUUCAUUCUUGUGGUGUAGAGUCUCCCAAUCCAAUCUAUAAGCAGUCUAACCCUUCCUACAGAAGAGAGAAAUCUGGUGCUUAAUAAACCUCAAGGGACAUCUAUCAUUUAUUGGCAUUAACCUGUGAUUGGUGAUUAGCUUAAAAGAAGUUUGGGUUAGAAUUUCCAAAAGAGGAAAAGGAUUCAGUGGAGAUACAAUGGAUCUGCCACUUAACACAUGAAUUGGGGUGUGUUGUUAUCUGUGAGUUAAAUGUGAGUCACAUGGAAAUCUUUGCUUGCAAGCUCUGAGAAAUUUUUGGAAUACUAGAGGACCAAAGAGUGUCAUGGUGAACACCAGCUGACGAUACAAGAGAGCCCAUCUGCGCACAUGGUGGCUCCUUACCACCCAGUGACUUCCUCACUGCUGCAUCUGUUUUUCUUUUGUUUUUCACGAACCUGAUUGCUACAACUAUGUCUGUAUUCUCUAACUACACCCUUAACCUCUGCUCUGCUGACCAGGCCCCUACACGAAGCCAGUUGAAUUUCCACAUCUAAGUGGUUUUACAGCCAGAAAGAGAACCCAGCUCUUGAUUCAAAGUUAUGGAGGUUCUUAUCCACACAACACUGCCUUCUGGGGAUGCAUUUCUAUUCUGAGAGGGGUCGUUUAGCAACCUCAAUCAAGACUUCAUUUACAGACCCACAAAACAUUUUGUAAUGGUCCCUUGCUUUUAAUUUCAACUUUUUUUCCUUCUUUUUUAGAAUACUCCUUCAGCGAGUAGGUAGAGACCCACUUACAGUAUAAGGAGAUCAAUUAGAGAUGAGAAGGUAAACAUAGAUGCUAAAGCUCCUUAGAGGUGCUGAUGGGUCUUUAAUCCACCUUACUAAGGGACUGGAAAGCCAUUUGCUUUUUUAACCCCUCAUCUCAAAUGAGAGGAACAGAAGUUUAACUUCUUCAGAGAGCCCAGCUGUGGCUGUCAGCCAAGGAAGAAAGGUCAUAGGGAGGGAAAGCAUGGAAGCUUGCUCUGUGGCUUGGCAAGACCAGGACUCAGCAGUCACUGGCAGCCUAGCAAAGGUGACUGACUAAGGGCUAGCAGUCGAAUGGUGUGUAACCUUGCCUGCCGUCUUCAGUAGGAGGCCAGGUUCAGUGGCAGUCAACAUGUGUGUUCUGCACAUUGCUGUCUCUAUAAAUAUGAUAAGCAAGUGGUGACAGAAUUAUAGUAGAAGGUGAUAUAUUAUAAGCAGAUCAUAAAGGAUUUGGUAUUAAGACGUUUAAGUAGAAAAAUGUUACUCCUGGCUCAUUACUCAACAAUAUUCAGAUAAUGAGCUUGUGGAGUGCGAUUUGCCCUAUCACUAGGAAGGUUGACCUGGGAGCUGUCUAAUAGUCUAUACAGAUAUUUCCAAAGCCUUUAAAUGCCAACUGUAGCAUAGAGGGGGAGUGGCGGCAGCCGAAAUGCCUCAAAAGCCAUUUAAGUGUUAUGUCGCAGGAUUUUUCAGUCCUACUCAUUAUGUAAAAGUACAUAAAUAUAGACAUUUUUCUCAACACUACCCUAUCGUAUCACAAUGGUCCAAAUGCCAGCGCUUACAGAUAAUGUCAUCACAGUGCCUAGAAACUCAAACUGUAAUAUACCGUAGCAUCUUCUUGGUGUUUCUUCACGUUUCUUUCCACAAAGCAAGGCUCCCUCUGCCGCGUGUUUCUAAGAGAGUUCACCCCACUGAGGAGCCUGCCUUCCCUGUUGGACUCUGUCACUUGGGGAACAGUCAUAGAAGCACAUAUCAACCAAGGGAGAAACUUCCUGGAUAUCUGUCUCCCACUUGCCCAGGUAUAAUAAACACUAAAGAGGGGAAAACCGAGGAGCUGCCAACUGGUCAAUCUAGAAGGGUAGUUCUGCCCUGGAUUGGUGUCUUUCUUUCUCUUCCUUUUUUAAAAAGAAAUCUAUUUCUUAAAUAAUAAUAAUAAUAAAUGCACAUGAUGUGUUAAAUAUGUACAUAUAUAUUUCAAAAAAAUGGGCACAAGAUUGUCUUACAGGUCCUUCUGGAUGAUUUUUAGUUUGUAUUCAUAAGUGGUUUUUAAAAGCCUUUUUUAAAGUGUAAUUUGCAUGUUCUACUUUGAUUGUAUGUAAACAUAUUUUAGAACAAAAAUGUAUUUGUAUUUUAUUGAAUAUAGAGGCAAGAAAAAUUGUACAUUGUUUGAAAUGUUCUUUUGUAACAGUUUUUAUUCAUAAAGCAUUUUUGUACAUUGAAAUGAACAUGGGCUUGCUGUCAUUUGAGGCGUAGCGACAUCUGGCAUGCUUUUCUGUCAUGCUCUCCCAUGGUCUUAGAUGUUGGGUUUUAAACAUUUUUUUUUCUAAAAGAAAGUUCAGUCUCUUUCGCUACCAGAUCAGGUUAGCACAGUACAGAGCACUUAACUAUUAAAAAAAAAAAAAAAAAAAAAAAGUUGAUCCUAUUCAUAUGUUAUUCAUUGUGUGAAAUUAAAGACAUUCAAUUCAGUCUAA